AUGUCUCAUGUGGACCAGGCGGCCCGCCGGCUGUCCAAGAGAGGCUCCACCCUCUACGCAGUGCUGGAGCUGAAGAAGGGCGCCUCCCCGGAAGAGGUCAAGAGGGCUUACAGCCAUCCCCUCUUACCAUCGCCUCCCCACACCACCCGUUUUGGGGGGUUUUGCCUGUGUAGGAGACUGGCCUUGCAGUAUCAUCCAGACAAGAACCCAGGAGACCCUCAAGCUGCAGAAAUAUUCAAAGAGAUCAAUACAGCCCAUGCCAUCCUGAGUGACCCAAAGAAGCGCAGAAUCUAUGACCAGCAUGGCUCGUUUGGAGUGUAUCUCUAUGAUCACUAUGGAGAGGAAGGUGUCAGAUACUAUUACACAGUGAACAGUUGUUGGUUCAAGACGCUCAUCAUCCUCUGUGCCCUGCUCACCUGUUGCUGUUGCUGCUGCUGCUGCUGCUUCUGCUGUGGGGCUCUGAAGCCUCCGCCCGAGGAUGUCAGCCGCAGGAAACAGCCAGAGAACGUCCAGACUCAGCCUCCGCGGGCAGGAGCCAGAGGUGGCUUUAAAAGUGAUGAAGACUUUGAAGAUAUUUAACAAGUGAUGAAGGAAAAUGAGAUGCUGUCACAGUGCACCCUCUGCUGCUUAGUCCCCUGGACACAUUGCAAGGAGAGCAAGUACCCUGUCCUGACCCUGACCCUGGUUCCUCUCCCUGUAGGAAUCCCUGCUUCCAAAAUAUUGAUGACACCCAUCCCAGCCAGGACCCCAUCUCUGCUCUUGACAGUGUGACUGGCCAUAUGUGGUUGCCCAGCUACUCUUCUUUUCCGCUGCCAUCUCUCAGAGAACAGCCCUCUCAUCGGUGUGUUGGAAAGUCUCCAGCAGUGGUAGAAGAUUUUUCUCUGAGGAUUCUUCCUCCUGGCCUACCUUGGUGUCCGGUAGAUUGAUGAGCCACUUGCUAACCAAGUAGGUGGACCCUGCGCUCUAAGCUGCUACGCAGUUAAACCUUCCUUUGCCGUAGCCUCCUUUGCUGCAACUGUGUGGACCAACAAC
This is a messenger RNA of Ochotona curzoniae (black-lipped pika), 1032 nucleotides long. It is a transcript of the gene DNAJC5G, whose product is annotated as DnaJ heat shock protein family (Hsp40) member C5 gamma. The transcript has 5 exons. The record is from RefSeq and is a predicted model, not a curated record. The coding region runs from base 1 to 579 and encodes 192 amino acids. Lineage: Eukaryota; Metazoa; Chordata; Mammalia; Lagomorpha; Ochotonidae.